Molecule: messenger RNA, 589 nt
Organism: Aethina tumida (small hive beetle)
Lineage: Eukaryota; Metazoa; Arthropoda; Insecta; Coleoptera; Nitidulidae
Gene: B9d1
Product: B9 domain-containing protein 1
Exons: 3
Coding region: 9-554 (181 amino acids)
Biological process (GO): cilium assembly
Cellular component (GO): MKS complex
Source: RefSeq, a predicted model, not a curated record
UGUAAAAAAUGUCAGACGGAACGUUUUUAAUUUCGGUGUCAGGUCAAAUUGAGUAUAUUGAAACUUUAGCACCGGCUGGAUCAUCUUGGCAUUGUAGAUACGAGUUCGUAACUGGUCCAGAUUGGAAGAUAAUUGGUGGAAACGAAGCUGGCGUGACGCAAAUAGCAAACAUCGUCAAUAACGGCGACAAAAUCGUACUCAAUUUUCCAAUUGAUAUACAAUUCAAGUCUACUAAUCCACAUGGAUGGCCUCAAUUAGUUUUGAGCGUUUACAGAGGAAUACAACUGGAGGGUUACGGAAGAGCUCACAUACCGCUGAAACCGGGUCAUUAUAACAUGGAGAUCUGUUUGUCGAAACCACAGGCUUCAUCUUUGUUGGGCUACAUUGGAUCGUUUUUCGGUUACCAGCCCGAAUUGUUGCAACCUAAAAUGUUGGCCACAACUGCUGGAAACAAUCUAAUAAGGAUGGAGUCGAACGGCUCUGUAUUGUUAUCGAUUAAUUUGAUCAGCCAAGGAUUACAAACUUUAGGCUACGAUGUUGGUAAAAAAGCCUGAUUGUGGAAAAUAGAUAAUAAAUUUAGAAAUUUAAA